Molecule: messenger RNA, 1063 nt
Organism: Fusarium oxysporum Fo47
Lineage: Eukaryota; Fungi; Ascomycota; Sordariomycetes; Hypocreales; Nectriaceae
Product: mitochondrial 54S ribosomal protein mL67
Exons: 2
Coding region: 57-824 (255 amino acids)
Biological process (GO): positive regulation of mitochondrial DNA replication; DNA recombination
Cellular component (GO): nucleus; mitochondrial large ribosomal subunit
Molecular function (GO): structural constituent of ribosome; single-stranded DNA binding; DNA strand exchange activity
Source: RefSeq, a predicted model, not a curated record
AUUUUUUCCCAUCAGUCUCCAGUAUCAAGGUCAUCUCAACUUCACAGUGGGCGACCAUGAACACGGCACCGACAUCUCGACUGGGCCAAUUGCCCAGCUACGUACGGAUAUGGGUGCGAUACGGCCAUUUCGGCAAGAAGAAGGAUGGCAGAGGAUUUCCUCCACCUGAGGGACAUGGGGAGGAUAUCUGGGUAUUUGGCCACAGAAGAACGAACCAAAUUAUUUACAGCUUUGAUAAGACGCUAAACGGUUUCCACGAUCUUAAGCAACUCCCAUUCAAUGGUAAAAAGACAAAACCCGCCAAACUUCGAAAAGACUACUGGUCUCCCUUCGCACACAUCUCCUUCCCCGCCGGCCAAGGCUCCAUCGGUCGGUCUGUCUUCCAAAAAUUGCGCGAGUUGAAGCACCUGCACGAGGUAGCAUGGGACGACGACUUUCGAUAUAAGAACCCCGAAGAGUUCAGUGAAGCCGAUCGCAAGCGAGUGGCCAAGCAGCAGGAGAAGGGCAACAUGGAUCAUCGUCCCAUCCGAACCAGAGAGGAGCGCGGCGUUGCUCUCAAUGCCCAGAAGCCAAACUCCAUUGCCGACAUAGCGUCUGUUCUGGGCGGCGCUGGCCGCGGCAACAAAAUCGUUCUAUCAGAAGAUGCUGAGGGUGCUGAGAAGAAGCUCUUGGAUGUUAAGGUAAACUGGGCGAACGACCAGGACAGGGAGUACGCCCAGAAGUGGUCUGGAAAUGUUACACAUGGUCUGUUCGAAAAGCCGAGCUACAUUUCGAACGAGCCCGAGAAGAAGGAGGAGAAGGCACCGGAGCCAGUGGCUGAAUGAAGAACUCAAGGAGAAGAUUGAAAUGAACUAAAAGCCUCAGGAGAUGGCAUAGAAGGUGGUUGGGUUGGAGAUUGAGUCUUCCACGAACAUCCAGGCCCUCAUACUUCAGUCAUUAUUACGCGUGUUCUACCUCCAUUGUAUAAAAUGUGUAUUUUGGACUCCAUCGGAUUGGACCAUGUGGAAAGGUGUGUCAUCGAGUGUCUGGAGACUUAAAAAGGACAUUCCUCAGACAGUUGGCA